This is a messenger RNA of Salpingoeca rosetta, 1049 nucleotides long. RefSeq lists its product as uncharacterized. The coding region runs from base 247 to 1026 and encodes 259 amino acids. The transcript has a single exon. The record is from RefSeq and is a predicted model, not a curated record. NCBI's taxonomy places the organism in Eukaryota, Choanoflagellata, Craspedida, Salpingoecidae.
AACCCACUGGCCUAUUGCGCGACUCACGCACACACGCACACACACUACACACACGCACACACUCUCUCAUAGUCACAAGUGCACUCACUCACUCCCCUUCUCUCACUCACUCACUCUCCCUCUCUGUCACUCAAUCCAAGUUCAUUUGCACACACGCACAUAUACACACAUUUACACAAGUUCACUUUCACAAGUUUGUCAUCGUCAUUCACACUCGCGCCGCGACGGAACAAGGACACUGCAGCCAUGAUGAGGUUUUUGCAACAUCGGGUGCUGAUCAUCGGCGACCAGGAAGCGGACAGGGCUCAGGUCCAACAACUGUUGCGAGGCAACAACAUGCGCCGGUUUGGCGGACAGCAAGUCUUGCCGGACCCAAACCAAAUGGAAUACGUUCAAGUGGCGAGCGUGCAGGCGGCCAUUGACGAUCCAAACACGGGUGACCUUGAAUCAUACUGUGCUGAUGUUCAGCAGCAGCUGGGCCCAGCCAUCACCCAGGGCGUGCACGCCGUUGUGCUGGUGAUGCGCCGCGGCGCGCUGCUUGCGGGCGACAAGUCCAACUACACGCUCUUCGUGGAGAGGCUGUGCCAGAGUCAGGUGCCGUGUGUUGCCGUCAUCUUGGGCUGCGAACGUGAGGGCGCAGACGCCAUUGGGCAAGCAGACCACGUGCAAGCGGCUCUGCGCAACCAGGGCGUAAACGUGGGGGCUGUGGUGCAAGCGGCGGCUGUUGAGGGCGGACGCUUUGAGGGGGCGGCUCAGCCCCUGCGACAGCAAACACGUGAGGCAGUGAUUGAGGCCAUUCGCACACAUGCGCGCGCGCACAACCAGCCGUUUGUUGUUGAGGCGAACAACAUAGCGCCCGCUGUGCGCGCAAUUGCAACAGAGCAGAAGAGAGCGUCCAGCGUGCUUGGGCUUGUGGCCAAUAGCUUGCAGCUCCUGCAGGCGCACCCCAUGCGGCUUAUUUCAGCGCUCGCUGUCAUUCUCGCUGUUGUGCUUGCGUACAUUCGCAGCAUGGUCUUCCAGCCUUGAGGUCUGGCAGCGUUGAGCUGUAU